GAUAAACCUAUAAUUCGUGUACGAAUUCCAGGCAACAAUGAUCUACGUGCAAGAAACUGCAGUUAAUUUACUUCUAUUUCACAAUUUAUCUGCCCUAAAACAUUAAACAAACGAGAGAAAAAUUUUGUCGAAUAUUGUCAUCAGAGGCAUAUGUAACUACACGGUGAUGGAGUAAUUAUUUGAGUUCAAUAUAACGAAACUAAUAACAACAAAUACGUGGAGAAUAUACUGCAUCAGUAUCCCAUUUUUUAUGUAUAUAUUCUAAAAUCGAAUUAUAUACGCAAUUGAAAACAUGUUCAGGACUGUGUUAUUGGUCGCAUUUGUCGUCAGUUCAGCAUACUCAGCUGGUGACGAUAAAGGUGGAGAAGGUGCAUGUGCGUUACCCUGGAUUCAAUUUGAAGACCAGUGUUACACCGAACCUGGUUAUACCUCUGGUACUUUUAGGACUUGGAGCGAUGCUAGAGAGGAAUGCAUCAGGAUAGGUGGAGACUUAGCCAUCAUUAACUCCCAACAUGCUCAGGCCUAUCUGACAGCAGUGAUGGAAUAUGAACUACAUGAUGUUUGGAUUGGUUUAUCAAACGGCCAAUCCACACCAACGUUUACUUGGAUCGAUGGUUCCUCACUCAACUACACAAACUGGGGUCGAGAGCAACCGGACGGAUAUCCGGAGAGUACCGGACCAAAUCCACCGGCAUGUGUUGUUAUGAUGUCGAUCAAAACAGAAGCUGGGAAGUGGAAUGACCAGAAUUGUGAUCGACAGUUACCUUAUUACUGUCAGAAACCAGUAGAUCCGAGCCUGACACCCCCUCCACCGGGAGGUAUUUCACUUUGUAGAGCGGGUUAUAUUUCUUACUUCCAGGGGUGUUUUAAAUAUGUAUCCGAUAAUCUGAAUUAUGAUGAGGCUGAGACCGCUUGCGCCAAAGACAUGACGCAUCUGGCAACAAUCGGUGACGCAUACGAUGAGGCUUUUAUCGAGACGCUCAUGUACGAAAACGGACACAACUCGGCAUGGAUAGGACUGCGCAAGCAACAGGAUUCUGUCUACGAAUGGAAUGAUGGUUGGCCUGUAUACUACACUGCGUGGGGUGCAGGGGAACCGUCUGGGGGAGAGGGGGAAGGGUGUGUCGAAGCCACCAUUCUAGGACAUUGGGAUGAUACCAUGUGCACCAAGGGACAACCUUUCAUCUGUAAAUAUACAGAUACCUCAAUACCAGUACCAGGGCCCACCUCAGAUGGUUACUGUGAACAAGACUGGAUAGAAUACGGUUCACAUUGCUAUCUAUUCAUGACGAACAUCGACGAAGUGCCGCGUACAUGGUCAGAAGCUAACGAAGACUGCGUCGCAAACAAAGCAACGCUCUUAACGGUGCACAGUGAAGAUGAAAACUACUUUAUUCUUAGACAGUUGCAGUUGAGAAGCGCAGACGAUGAUACGACGAAGACACAUGUCGAGGCAGCUGGUGACUUGUGGCUGGGAGUUUUGAGGAACGAUGAAGGAGGUUUCGAGUAUUUAGAUUAUGAACCAGUGGAUUAUGUGAACUGGGGAACAGGAGAACCGCAUAACGGACAGAACACAGACUGUGUCGUCAUGCAGACGGACAUCGUAGGACAUUGGGCUUCUUCACAAUGCGAUAUCCUCAAUAAAUACGGAUGCAAAAAAGCAAAACUUCCUGUUACACCAUCGCCACCUGCAUCACAACCUCAAAGUGGAGGAUCUACAGUUUCUAGUCAACCAAUACUAAGCACAUUAACAACAUUAUCUACAUAUACAACCAAUGGGCCGUCAGAUCCUUCAGCCUUACUAUCGCCUGGUGCAAUAGCUGGUAUCGCAAUUGGGACCAUUGCAGUUGCUGGACUCCUAGCCGCUGUCGUAGUCUAUCUCAUCGUUAACAAAAGGAAGUCGGUGCCACAUUCACAAUUCAACGAUGAGAUCGAUAUCUCUAGUUCCAAAGAUGCUUCACGGCCGUGAUUUACAACAUAAUUCUAAUUCAGAAUUAGACCAAUACGAAGGAAAACAUUCAUAUUUUACUGGCUUGUAUUGGAUUAAUUCAAGCAAGUGCCUUUGAGCAGAUGAAAACUGAAAUGAUGUUACAUGAUUAGAGAUGUCAGGAAACAUUGAUAGCUAUACCCUAUAUAGGAAUAUGUAUUUAGCUUUAACACCGGAAUGCCGGGAAAGCAAGAAUUGCUGUAAGGCCUAUACAACUUACUCCAUUACAGAAAUGUUCAUAUUAUAUUUACUUUGUCAUGGGAUGUAUAGUUCUACUGGCAUUUAAUGAUAGUUACCAUGGUAUUUAUCACUGGGUGGGACACUUUCCGCAAUAGUAAUGCAACGGGGCCCGGGUCGGGUGAUCUGAAUAUUGGUCCGAACACACUAAGAAAUUCGGGUUCAAUUUUACACCCCUAGGGGUGCACAGGCUUGUCCCUAUACGAGUACCCCCUAGCGGUGCACACGUACACCCCGAAUAUGGGUGUACAGUGUGCACCCCUAUUUGGGAUGUCCAUCUGCACUUUGGAGGGUGUACACGUCUACUCCUUAGGGUGCAUAAUGUAUCCCCACCUAAAAUAACAAAAAGAUUGUCGAGACUACCGGUCCACUCACUUUCUGUAUCGAUUUUUUUAUAGCUCAUUUAGUUGGGACUCGAACUCCCCUCGUUUUAUCUGUAGUCAAGAUUCUUCCCGCUAUGCCAGCGAGAAGGGCUGAGAGCGAAUGAGGUCUCUAGCGAUAUGAUCCGAUUCCUUUUUUGACUUGUGCUUAUAGUUGUGGUUCAACUAUAGCUCUUAUUACUGUAAUUACUGUAAUCAAAUGUGUUUUUGAAACAAUCAUCAUCACAUAAAUAUUAAAUUUUUUUUUUUAAUGAUUUCAGGUAAAAAGAAAUGCGUUAGUGCAUUGUUAUUUCUGGUAAUCUUCGAUCACAAAUCAACUUUAUCUAUACCAUACGUCUAUCAGCGAGACUGGUGGGGUGCGCACAAAGAGUAGAUGGGUGAACAACAGCCACGGACUCUCGCAUAAGAGCUAACUUGCACCUCAAUGGUUUUGCGAGGUGUAUGCACGUUUCGUACACCCCAUUUGCACUGGGAUUUCUUAGUGCGAACCUUAAAAAGGUGUUUCGGCGAUUGUCUUUCAAGCUGUGGGUUAAUUUUACCCCCGGAUAAAUUCUGGCCAGGUAACGUUUUAAUAUUUGACUGAUUGAUGCAUGUGUGAUGGUGGUCCCCAAGUCUGCGCACCUAACGAUUUGAGUUAAGAUUGAACAUGAACUUCUUUUUAUUCACAAAAUCUUUCGAUUAAUAAUGUUCCUCAUAUUAUCAUGAGUAAGUGUACCAAAUAUCUCAUUAAAAUUUGAAAGAAAUAUAGGAUUUUCUUUGAAAAAACCUCGGGCAGUCAUUUUCAGAUUGAAAAAAAAAUGAUACCCCAUGUCUGCGCACCCAUUCACUUUGCACAUGAUUCUGGUAUUUUAAUGAGAAAGGCUGCAUUUUGAGGCCGACACAUGAAACGCCCAAAAUUCAUUAUUUUUCCAUUAUUUUGAGUCGGAUUUUUUAAUGAAUAUCUGUCUAUUACCGUGUUUACACUUAAUCGGCAUUUGAAUCGGCUCGCGGUUCUGAACCGCGAGCCGAUUCAGCAUCGGCUUUUUCAUAGCGUGUAAACGCGAGCAACUUGAAUCGGCUCGCGGUUCAGAACCGGCAAUUUGCACCACCAAAGUAGUAGGUUCUGAACCGCGAGCCGAUGCAGAAUCGGCUUUUUUACUACGUGUAAACAGAAAGCCGAUUCUGCACCGGCAAUUUGUGCGCAUUUCAAUUACUUUACCAUUGUGACGUAAUUGUAAGCGCACUGAUCCAACGUUGUCUUUAUUAUGACGUAUAUUGUAGGUAUGCGUAUCAUUUCAGGUUUUUGCAUCGGCUCGCGGUUCUGAACCGCUAUCUGUAACAACGUGUAAACGCAAUCCAAAUGCCGAUUCUGCAUCGGCAUUUGGUUCAGAACCAAUUGCCGAUUAAGUGUAAACACGGUAUAUGAGGUGCAUGUGUAAAGUUUGUGUUCGUGUUCGUUGCGUAUCUUCUUUUACUAGAAUCGCGCACUGAUACGCGUGUGCGCAGACAAGGGGGACUGUGCAGAUUUGGGGGAACUUGCCAUACCAAGCUUUUGUACAUCACGAUUACACAUUUAUUAAGGCAUAUGACCUUUAAUCAAUUAUAUCAAAAUAAAUGUAAAGAUAAUCUUGACAAAUGACUGCCACUAUAUUCCCAAGAAUUGACACUGUAGAAGUUAACUAAUUUUAUAGACAGUGAAACAUCGUUUUCAACGACGAUGAAAAGCUUUUUAUCAUAUUGCGGGUGCAGAUGUUUAUAGGAAUUAAACGUCUGUAAAAUUUACUAUUCAUAUUUUAAGAAGUCAUCCUUUUAUAUUAACCAUUUUCACAGCUAUUGUGUCGCUAAUUAGUAAUAUCAAGCCGCAUGCCAUACCUCUGUAAUCAUGUAACAUACACAGCCCAACUUGUGUUUCUUACUUGUUUCGGGGUGGGCAAUUGAUGAAAACCUUCUUACAUCAGAGAGUUGUCUCUGGUUACAUGUACAGUACGUGACUCAUUCAUAGACUUGCAAAUGAAAACUAAAUAGAGUUAAGGUCCUCCUAUUAUAAAGAAUUACAUUGUGUGGUUAUAAUUUAAUUCAUCAAUAAAAUGUAAACACUUGUCUGGGAAAUUCAAACAAAAGUGCAACAUGGGGCUCACUUUUUCCACAUAUAUUAUUCUUCGUCUUUGGUUUCAUCUAUCACACGGAAGCUUUAAUGUUUGAUAGACUGUUACGCUUGAAUUAGCACUUUCCAUUUUAGGUAAAACUCGCAGAAAUGCUGAUUUUCAUGCUGUGCCAAGGAUCAAAGGCGGAAAAAAAACGAAUUGAACUUGCUGUAUGUUUUUUGUAGUUUUUAGGCAAUGGAAAUAAAAAGAUACAUAGUAAUCAUUUCAAAACAUACAUUUAAUUAUUCUAACUAUUAACAAAUGUUUCAUACUUUGUUUUAGGACACUAUGAGUAUAUAUUAUAUUUUGUUUAUUUGGAUAUUACCCAUGUGCUACUGUAAGCUCAUUAUUUUUGUUGAUUUUUGUUCAUAAUAAAUUUGCAUUUAUAUGUAUAUUUUAUUUGUAUGUGGCAAAAUGGAUAUAGAAAUGAAAUAAACCAAUCAAUUCAAUUC
Molecule: messenger RNA, 5179 nt
Organism: Lytechinus pictus (painted urchin)
Lineage: Eukaryota; Metazoa; Echinodermata; Echinoidea; Temnopleuroida; Toxopneustidae
Product: macrophage mannose receptor 1-like
Exons: 11
Coding region: 293-1969 (558 amino acids)
Molecular function (GO): signaling receptor activity
Source: RefSeq, a predicted model, not a curated record